AUGGCGAGCCAGAAAACCGGCCCGGGCUUGACGAUACCGAUCCAGAACGCCGGCAGCAGCAAUGACUUCCGCAGCACCGGCGCCGGUAUGAGCAUGAGCGAUGACCUGCCGUUCAUCAUUGUCCAGCCCGUCCACUACUUCCGCAUGAUGAACGGUGUGAAGGUUUCCCAGGUCGCGUACCCUCGGGAGGUUCCCCAGGUCAUUUACCAUAUGGAGCACAGUGGCUUCCAGAGCUCCGGAGGUGUCGACUUCGGCAUGCAGGACGACCAGGGCGCGAUCCGCAGCGGCGCGGUGCCGGUUCCGACCUUCGGCGAGGACUGGCCGAUAUAUCCCAACGGCAGCUCCACGGGCAAAUUCGGCGACAACUGCCCGAGUUGCACUCCCCAUCCGGUCACCCUGGGACAUCAUGGCCUUGUGGCCAUUCCGCCGGAGGGGGUCUCGCUGGCGCGCUCGCACUGCCUCCGAGGACAGUUCAGAUCUCGGUGUGACCGGGCGGGCGUCAAGAUCGAGCUGCACAACGAACCCAGACUGACCCAGCCAUUUCCACCACCAUCACUGGGCCACCCAGAGCAAGAAGGGAAGGGUCAGGCAAACCACAUCGGCGCAACCCAUUGA
This is a messenger RNA of Anthostomella pinea, 615 nucleotides long. NCBI's taxonomy places the organism in Eukaryota, Fungi, Ascomycota, Sordariomycetes, Xylariales, Xylariaceae. The record is from the annotation of a GenBank genome assembly.